Molecule: messenger RNA, 1518 nt
Organism: Lutzomyia longipalpis
Lineage: Eukaryota; Metazoa; Arthropoda; Insecta; Diptera; Psychodidae
Gene: twf
Product: twinfilin
Exons: 4
Coding region: 138-1169 (343 amino acids)
Biological process (GO): barbed-end actin filament capping; positive regulation of neuron projection development; actin filament depolymerization
Cellular component (GO): myofibril; cytoplasm; actin filament
Molecular function (GO): actin filament binding; actin monomer binding
Source: RefSeq, a predicted model, not a curated record
GCUGUUAACUUGCAGUGGAAAUUUUAGGAACUUCAUUCCCUGGAUUCUAUUUGCAAAAAAUUAAUCAAAAACUUUUUCUGAUCCCAUUUUUAUGACCGAUAGUUGUGAAAAAAGUGCUGUGUGAGCUGUGAGUGAAAAUGUCCCACCAAACUGGAAUUAAAGCAAAUGAGAAAUUGCUGAAAUUCUUCGGCAAGUGCAAGGAUGGAAAGGCGAGGGCUAUCAAAAUUAUCAUUGAUAAUGAGGAACUGACCUUGUCGGAUCAUAAGGAAGUGAAAAAGGACUGGGUCAAGGACUACGACAGGUGCAUUCCGCCGAUGGUGGAAGCUGAUACGCCCUGCUAUGUUCUCUACAGAUUGGACACGAAGUCAUCGCUCGGCUAUGACUGGCUUCUACUCAGCUGGACCCCCGAUACCGCAUCAAUUCGCCACAAAAUGGUCUAUGCCUCCACGAAGGCCACGCUCAAGAAUGAAUUUGGCUCAUCGUACAUCAAGGAGGAAUUGCACGCAACAAUCCCCGAAGAGGCCACGUAUGAAGGGUAUUUGCGGCACAAGAGGGACUUUAGUGCUCCAGCACCCCUCACGACGCGCGAAGAGGAGAUUCAGGAGCUCCGCAAAAGCGAAGUGAAGACAGAAGUGAGCACCGAGACACGCCACAAGACCCUCAAUGGGAUAAGUUUCCCCAUCACCCAGGCAGCAAUUGAUGCCAUCCGUGAUGCCAAGAGAGGUUCCUACACGUAUUUGCAAUUUAAAUUGGACCUUGCCCAGGAGGAGAUUCAUCUCGUGAAAGCCGCCAAUAUUGACGUGACUGCUCUUGCCCAGAUGAUCCCAAAGGAUCAAGCUCGCUAUCAUAUUUUCCUGUACAAGCACACCCACGAAGGAGACUACCUCGAAAGCUACGUCUUCAUCUACUCCAUGCCCGGGUACUCAUGCUCCGUCAAGGAUCGCAUGAUGUACUCCAGCUGCAAAGCCCCCUUUGUUACCGCAAUCACCGACGAAGGCAUAGAAAUCACAAAGAAAUUGGAAAUAGACUCAGGGGAUGAGCUCACGGAUGAAUUCCUCCGUGAUGAGCUACAUCCCAAGAAAAUUCUCCAUCGUCCCAUCUUCGAUAAACCACCAGGACCGAAGAAUCGAGGAGCCAAACGUGUGACAAGACCCCAAGCGACUGAGUAGAUUUAAUAUGCAAAAUUUAUCAAAUUUUUUGGUAUUUUUUUAGAGCAUUUUUAAUCAAUUUUUUUUCACUAUCUUUUGUUGUUUUUUUUACUUUUACUCUUUUAGGAGCUAUCACUAUUUAUUUUGGCCCUUUUAGUUGUAAAAAAAAUCUUCUUUUGGGCUUCCAAUGCUUUUUCUUUUGGCAAUAAAAAUCACAAAAAAUAAUGGAGAUGCUCCAUCUUAAUUUUUGAGAUUCUAAAAGAAAAGAAAAAUACAUGCAACAGUAUACAAGUCAAUAUAUAAUGCAUAAACUAUAUUUUAGUAGUUAUUUUACAGAUGAGAAUUCAAAAUAAAACAGAAAUGUGAAGAA